Messenger RNA from Chenopodium quinoa (quinoa), 1515 nucleotides. RefSeq lists its product as uncharacterized. The record is from RefSeq and is a predicted model, not a curated record. NCBI's taxonomy places the organism in Eukaryota, Viridiplantae, Streptophyta, Magnoliopsida, Caryophyllales, Amaranthaceae. The transcript has 8 exons. Bases 171 to 1148 code for a protein of 325 amino acids.
AGCUAUAUUGUAGUUCCAAAACUUUUAAUUAUCGGAUUACUUGGAUGAUUCAAGUCGAGCCAAUGUUGCUAAACUGAGCCAACUCCACCUUGUAACCCAAACACAUACAUGAUUCAUCCUAUUCCUAAUCUUAAACCUCCUUAAACCCCACCAAAAUUAAACCCCCAAAAAUGGCAGCAACUUUUUCACCUUCUUCCUCAACCUGCAACUGCCACUUCCUCAACCCAGCACUUUUCAAUGGCUCCUCUUCAAAUUCCCGCCAAUUCAUCAACUACCCACUUCAGUUCUUCCCUAAAGUUCGGAAGUUUCCGUUGUUCAAAAAACACAAAUUUGAAGCAAAAAUUAAGGCAGUAAAUGGGGCAAAGGCAUUCAAUACGACAUCUUGGGAUGAAAAACCCUCUGAAAUACUGCCUGAUGGUAAAAGGGUGUAUUUGGAUGAACAAGAUAUUGUCACAUUUCUUGACCCUCCUAAAGAACUCAUUCCUUUAGACCCUUCUUCUUACAAUCCUGCUUCAUAUCUCUGGAAGAAGAUUUCGGAAAUCCCGGAAGAAAGACGGCAUCGUUUACUAUACCUCCUGAAUCCUAGGCUUAUAUUAGCUGCUUGGGAGGUUGCUGGAGGGCGCUACAAUGAUGCGAAGUUAGCUAAGAUGAGCUCUUCUAAUUUGUUGUCUGGUGAAAAUGAUGCAUUGUCACUUGAAUUCUGGAAUUGCCGUAAAAGUGGAGGUCCAAUGCCUCUUGGAUUAAUCAAAUAUUUGCAGAUGGCAUUAUUUCGUAAAGAUGGAAACAUAUAUGGAAGACUUAUUGGUGUGUCGCUACUGGCUCGAAUGGCAACAUCUUCCAGUCCACUGUAUUUUACUGUAAAAGAAGUUAAUGAAGUAAUGCCUACUGAACAGCCAUGUGAUUUAGCUUAUGAGUUUGGAGAUGGAUUGUUAAAUCUCAAUGAUUAUCCAGAAGGUUUCCCAAUGCCAGCCAAACAUCCAUGGCCCUUCAAUGAUCAGGUUGUCAUAUAUGUCCGUCAUCUUGGACCUGGGGUUAAGGUUGGACAGGUAUGGCAGGAGGGCCUAGCAUUGGAACAAAUACCCAAGAAGCUUUGUGGUGAAAUCUUAAUGGUGAAAGAUUAUUCUGUGUCUAAUGGAGAUGGUAGCUAGAUGUCAGCAAUUCUGGAUACUCUGAUGGCAAAAAAUUGUUGCUGCUUCCAGAUAAAAUCCACCUGUAGAAACUGCAGCUUUUUAUCCGUUUCUUCGUACCCUUGAGCAUGCUGACCAUCUCAGAGUUGUAUGAAGGUUGUUGUGAUGAAUAUGGGUUGAAUGAAGAGUGUCAAUAUCAAGUUUAUAUUGUAUUAUACAAAGGAAACCUACUAACACAGUUACACCCUUGCAAAAGGCAUCAAUUUUGUUGCUUCUUGUGCCUUGCAAGUGUUGUAAGUUGUAACCCAAUGUAGCAUCCAACCUUCAUGUAUGGCUCUCUCCAGUGAUUCAUGCUUGAUUGAUAUGCAAUUCUGUCAGUUUCAUAUUA